Molecule: messenger RNA, 2521 nt
Organism: Coffea arabica (coffee)
Lineage: Eukaryota; Viridiplantae; Streptophyta; Magnoliopsida; Gentianales; Rubiaceae
Biological process (GO): glucan catabolic process
Molecular function (GO): beta-glucosidase activity
Source: RefSeq, a predicted model, not a curated record
UCCUUUCAUAUUCGAUCCAACCAUGUUCUCAGGGAAUCAGCCCCAGAACUACUGGGACCCACACUCCACUCAACGACAGCAAAAACCAUCACCAAAGAACAGAGUAGUACGCAGUAGAAUUUCCAACUUUUCACUCCUCUGCAAAUCAAUGUAGCUUGACCAAUCAAUUCUAACUUCGAGAGAAAACUCAUUUCUUUUCCAUUUUCUUGGUGGAUUUUGUUUGGUUUUACAUUUCUUGUUACUGGGGUUGAGAAAUGACUGGGGGAAGAGGUGGGAUGCUGUGGGUUGGGCUGUUGGUGUUGAUCCUGUGGAGCAGCAGCAAUGUGGAGGGAGAAGAGUACAUGAAAUACAAGGACCCAAAGGUGCCUGUUGGUGUGAGAGCGAAGGAUCUUCUGAGUAGAAUGACUUUGGAGGAGAAAAUUGGUCAGAUGGUUCAGAUUGAUAGAAGUGUUGCCACCCCUGCUGUCAUGAAAAAUUACUACAUUGGGAGUGUUUUAAGUGGUGGGGGAAGUACACCACUUCCACAGGCUAGUGCUGCAGAUUGGGUCAACAUGGUGAAUGACUUUCAGAAGGGGUCAUUAUCUACGCGGUUGGGAAUACCCAUGAUAUACGGGAUUGAUGCUGUUCAUGGACACAACAAUGUCUUUAAUGCCACCAUCUUUCCACAUAAUAUUGGUCUUGGUGCUGCAAGGGAUCCUGAACUAGUGCGGAGGAUUGGUGACGCAACUGCUCUUGAAGUUAGAGCUACAGGGAUACCUUAUGUAUUUGCUCCUUGCAUAGCUGUUUGCCGAGACCCAAGGUGGGGUAGAUGCUAUGAGAGCUACAGUGAGGACCCCAAGAUCAUUCGAGAAAUGACAGACAUCAUACUUGGGUUGCAAGGGGAAAUUCCUAGUGGUUCUCGGAAGGGUGUCCCAUAUGUUGCUGGAAAGGACAAGGUAGCAGCUUGUGCAAAGCACUUUGUUGGUGAUGGUGGCACUACUAAGGGGAUUAAUGAGAACAAUACCCUUAUUGACAGGCAUGGGUUGCUUAGCAUCCAUAUGCCUGCCUAUUAUGACUCCAUUAUCAAGGGUGUGUCCACAGUCAUGAUCUCUUACUCAAGUUGGAAUGGUGAAAAGAUGCAUGCUAACCGUGAUAUGAUUACUGGUUUUCUGAAGGACAAAAUCAAGUUCAAGGGUUUCGUCAUCUCAGAUUGGGAAGGCAUUGACAGGAUCACUUCACCACCACAUGCAAAUUACACCUACUCUGUUGAGGCUAGUAUAUUGGCAGGCGUUGACAUGGUUAUGAUCCCUUUUAAUUAUACUGAGUUCAUUGAUGAUCUCACUCACCUGGUGAAGAACAAAUUUAUACCAAUGGAUCGCAUUGAUGAUGCUGUAGAGAGGAUUUUACUGGUAAAGUUUACCUUGGGACUCUUUGAGGAUCCCCUUGCUGAUCUUAGUUUAACCAAUGAAGUUGGGAAACAGGAGCACAGAAAUUUGGCAAGGGAAGCUGUUAGAAAAUCUCUUGUUCUGCUUAAGAAUGGGAAAAAUGAGACUGAUCCUUUAAUUCCUCUUGCCAAGAAAGCAUCAAAAAUUUUAGUUGCUGGUAGCCAUGCAGAUAACUUGGGUUACCAAUGUGGUGGAUGGACAAUAAGCUGGCAAGGAUUUAGUGGCAAUAAUUACACAAGAGGAACAACAAUCCUUGCUGCAAUUAACUCUACAGUUGAUAAGGAGACAGAACUUGAGUACCUUGAAAAUCCUGAUAGUCAGUAUGUAAAGUCCAACAACUUCGAUUAUGCUAUUGUUGUUGUCGGAGAACCUCCUUACACAGAGAGUGCAGGAGACAGUCAAACUCUUACAAUUUUAGAUCCUGGUCCAGCUGUGAUAAUCAAUGUUUGUGGGGUCAUCAAGUGUGUUGUUAUCAUUGUAUCUGGUCGACCUAUAGUGAUUGAACCAUAUAUUUCUUCAAUUGAUGCACUGGUUGCAGCCUGGUUACCUGGCACCGAAGGUCAAGGUGUGACUGAUGUCCUCUUUGGGGAUUAUGAGUUCACUGGAAAACUUCCAAGAACCUGGUUCAGAACUAUUGACCAACUUCCAAUGAACGUGGGAGAUUCCCAUUAUGAUCCACUUUUCCCUUUUGGAUUUGGACUCACAACUCACCAGUCCAUAGUGUCAAGGUCAAAAUCAUCUGGCUUUAAGGGACAUCCAUAUGCAACUUUAAUUCUGAUUUUUGUCUUAAUCGGUUUGUACUUUCAAGGUAAUCUUUUAACAUGAGACGAGAUUAGUUGUAGGAUGGAAAAAAACAUUGAUAUCCUCUUUUUAGUCUGCAUUUCCACCCGGGAAAUUCAGAAACUUCAGCAUCAUUUGCAAAAAUUGAGUGGAGAAGGUUAUGAAUCUUGACUAGGCUAUGGCAAACAAGGUAACAGGAGAAUUUAGUUUUACAUGGUUGAAGCCUAAAUAGUAAAUUGAAAUGUACUUGCAAGGCAGCUUCGUGCUUGUGUGAGCUUUCUUGCCGAUCAAUAAAGAAGUAUUUUUACGCUAAAAAA